AUGGCCGACCCUGUAGAGAUGGGCGAGCCGCCCGACGACGAGCCCACCUACGAGCCAAAGGACGCUAUUGCGAAGACAUGGAGCACAUCUCUCAGGACGGGUACUGCAGGGCUUUUUAUUGCGACUGUCCAGACCACCCUGGCGAGGAGGCAGUUGGGCGCGUUUGGGGUGUUUACAACAUUCGGCAGCACAACGGCGUGGGCAGCUGGUGCUGGAGCAGUAUAUGCGUUCACACGAACAGCGACGGCGAACCUGCGGCAGAAAGACGACCACUGGAGUGCAGUUGCGGGUGGUUUCUCUGCAGGUGCUCUGCUUGGGCUGAAGAAACGCACCUUUCCCGCCGUCCUUGGCAGGGGAUUGUUCGGAGCGGCCGUCUUUGGGGUCUUGACCGUAGCACAGGGUCGGGUCUUUUCGAUAGGCAUGUCGGCGGAGGAGCGGAUUGAGUACAAGGAGGUGCAUAGACGGCGGUAUAGGCGACCAUACCAGGAAUUGAUCAAUGAGAUUGGAGAAGGUCGAGGCUUCUACGGAGAGGGCUAUGAGGAGCGGAGAGCUCAGAGAUUGAAGGAUAACUACGGUAUCGAGGUCCAGCCACCUUACUACGAGCGUAAGAAGGCUGCAGGUAUCGAGACGAGCGCACUAUGA
Cyphellophora attinorum is the source of this 642-nucleotide messenger RNA. RefSeq names its product NADH-ubiquinone oxido 21.3 kDa subunit. Gene Ontology annotation, biological process: mitochondrial respiratory chain complex I assembly. The transcript has 4 exons. NCBI's taxonomy places the organism in Eukaryota, Fungi, Ascomycota, Eurotiomycetes, Chaetothyriales, Cyphellophoraceae. Bases 1 to 642 code for a protein of 213 amino acids. The record is from RefSeq and is a predicted model, not a curated record.